Aureobasidium subglaciale EXF-2481 is the source of this 1038-nucleotide messenger RNA. RefSeq lists its product as uncharacterized. The coding region runs from base 1 to 1038 and encodes 345 amino acids. Lineage: Eukaryota; Fungi; Ascomycota; Dothideomycetes; Dothideales; Saccotheciaceae. Gene Ontology annotation, cellular component: cytosol. Gene Ontology annotation, molecular function: 4 iron, 4 sulfur cluster binding; ATP-dependent FeS chaperone activity; ATP binding. The record is from RefSeq and is a predicted model, not a curated record. The transcript is spliced from 2 exons. Gene Ontology annotation, biological process: iron-sulfur cluster assembly.
AUGGAGGCACGUGUAGAUUCCAGGGCCGCCUCGGUCGAGGGCAACGACAGUGCAGACAUCAACGCUCCCCUGAAGGCGGCGCCUAAGCUUGUGGCACCCGAGCCAGAACACUGCCCCGGCCCAGAAAGUCAGAGCGCUGGCAAGGGCGAUGCCUGCGCCGGCUGUCCCAACCAGCAGAUUUGCGCCACCGCUCCCAAAGGUCCCGAUCCCGACAUCCCUCUGAUCACCGCCCGCCUCGCCUCCGUAAAGCACAAGAUCCUCGUUCUUAGCGGAAAGGGCGGAGUCGGCAAAUCCACCUUCACAACCAUGCUGGGCCAUGCCUUUGCCGCAAAUCCCGACGCUCAAGUCGGUAUCAUGGACACGGAUAUUUGUGGGCCAAGCAUCCCGAAGAUGAUGGGCGUGGAGCAAGAGACAAUACAUGUCAGCAAUGCUGGCUGGAGCCCGGUAUGGGUUUCGGAGAACCUCGGUGUCAUGAGUGUCCAAUUCAUGCUACCCAAUCGCGAUGACGCCGUCAUUUGGCGUGGCCCAAAGAAGAAUGGCCUCAUCAAGCAGUUCCUCAAGGACGUCGAGUGGGGCGAAUUGGACUAUCUUGUCGUCGAUACUCCCCCUGGCACUAGCGACGAACAUCUUAGUGUCAACAGCUUCCUCAAAGAGUCUGGCGUGGACGGUGCCGUCGUUGUCACAACCCCUCAGGAAGUCAGUCUGCUUGACGUGCGCAAGGAGAUUGACUUUUGUCGCAAGGCAGGCAUCAAGAUCCUCGGCAUUGUCGAAAACAUGUCAGGCUUCGUCUGUCCCAAAUGCACUCACGAAAGCCAGAUCUUCAAAGCCACUACCGGCGGCGCCAGGCGUUUGGCUCAAGACAUGUCUAUCCCUUUCCUCGGCGCUGUUCCGCUGGAUCCUCGCAUCGGUAUGGCUUGUGAUUUUGGUGAGAGUUUCUUCGACAACUUCCCCGACAGCCCAGCAUGCAAGGCUCUACGUCAUGUCGUUCGCAGGGUCGGUGAAGAGAUGGGUGUUGACACCUCUUAUCAAGAAGAUUGA